Messenger RNA from Nasonia vitripennis (jewel wasp), 4554 nucleotides. Its product is annotated as lipase 3. NCBI's taxonomy places the organism in Eukaryota, Metazoa, Arthropoda, Insecta, Hymenoptera, Pteromalidae. Gene Ontology annotation, molecular function: hydrolase activity, acting on ester bonds. The transcript is spliced from 9 exons. The record is from RefSeq and is a predicted model, not a curated record. Bases 239 to 1570 code for a protein of 443 amino acids. Gene Ontology annotation, biological process: lipid metabolic process.
AGUGACGCUCCUUGAUCAAUGCAAGAUUCUCGCUAUGUGAUUAUGAAACCUCGCAUUUGAUGUUCGCAAAUCUAAGCGGUAGCAACGACUGCUAAACAAGUUAUAUUCUUACUCGGAGUAUAUUUUGGUUUUUACUUUAAAGCUGAAUACGCAACAAGAAGCAUUGUAGAACAUCAUAAAAUAAAUAUCUUGGGCAAGCAAUAAGUAUAUGUAGGUAGUAUCUAUAAUGUAUUGAUAAAUGGAAAUAUUUUAUUACACAGUUGACAUGAAGUUUCGGAUUGCAUUAUUAUUGGUUCUCGUAUACGUCAUCGAAGUUUCCUUACGGCGAAUCGAAUCAGCAGCCGAAAUAUUUGAUCGAGAAAGAUAUGAAAGAAGCCGAAAUAGGCCCAAAGGAAAACCAUUCAAUCCGGUAGCUAAUGACGAAAAAGCUCUUGACUUUGUAGCACUUGUAAAUGCCUUUGGAUAUCCGGCAGAGGAAUAUACUGUGAAAACGAUUGAUGGAUACAAAAUUCGCAUCCAUCGAAUACCUGGAAGUCCAUCGAAUUUAGGAACGAGAGGAAAGCCCGUUGUUUUUAUGCAACAUGGCUUAUUGGCAUCUUCUGAUUCGUGGGUUCUCAUGGGUCCAACACAUGAUUUAGCUUAUAUGUUGGCUGAUGUGGGUUUUGAUGUUUGGUUGGGCAAUACCCGUGGGAAUACUUAUUCGCGUAAGCAUGUUAGUCUUUCUCCAGACUACGAUGAAGAUUUUUGGCGUUAUAGCUUUCACGAAAUAGCUCUAUAUGAUAUAACAACAGCUAUUGAUUAUAUUUUGCAACUGACAAACCAACGGCAAAUCAUAUACAUCGGCCAUUCGAUGGGUACGACAAUAAGUUAUGUCCUUUUAUCCGAAAAGCCUGAAUACAAUGAUAAAAUUAAACUAGUUAUCAGUUUGGCACCGGCAGCAAUUUGGCACAAUAGAUCCAAUGAAAUAACUAAUUUUUUAUUAGACCAUGCCGAUAAAAUCAGGGACAUUAUAAAAAAGGGAAAAAUUUAUGAACUUUUGCCAUUAACGAACUCUUUGGUUGAAUUUGGGAGAAAGAUAUGCGGAAACAGUAGUCCUUAUCAAAAAUUGUGCCUAAAAUUGCAAAGCCUUUUCGUCGGUGAUAAUCUAGAACAAACAAAUACGUCUCUAGUUGCACAUACACUGCAGUAUCUUCCUGCAGGAAUCUCUGCACAUACAGUUGAUCACUACAGUCAAGUUGUACAAUCAGGCCAUUUCAAAAUGUUUGACUAUGGAAUCGUUGAGAAUUUUAAAAUCUACAAACAGAUACAUCCACCACUAUACAAUUUAAGUAAUAUCGUCGCACCAAUAGCUAUAUUGUAUGGUAACGGCGAUACAUUGAUACCCGCAGAAAAUGCGGUUCAAUUAUCUAAAAUGCUACCGAACGUCCUUACGAUUGAGACGGUGCCAGAUGGGAAAUUUAAUCAUUUAGACUUUCUAUUUGCACGCGAUCUAAAAAUAUUGUUAAAUGAUCGCUUGGUUGAAAUCAUAGCUCAGCUGACUCAACCUCGAAAAACGGGAUCAUUAUCCUGAUGCACAUACAACAAUGAUGCUCCAGAUAAAAAAUAACUAGAACUUUAAAAAGUACGAGAUCUUCUUUGCUCUUAUCUUAAUUGACGAUCGUGCUUGCUUGCAUGCAUACAUAUAAUAUACAACCACUGCAGAAACCACAGCAGAAAAUAUUCGUGUUGUUCUGGCGCGUGAAGACACACGCUCGACCGAGCUGUCAAGGCGGCGACAGCAGAAAAAUCCUGGUCUGCGUCAUGACCGGUUUUUUCGAAUAAACGAGCAGCGUACAUUGUGCGAGAAUCGGGCAACUGGCUAACCGUAUGUAUUUAUGUAGAUGACCGAAAUGAUGCGAUGCCUGUUUGUUAUAUUUUUUUUUAUAUCUCACGCCUUGCGGUGGCCAAGGUCGAAAUAAUAAUUUUUUUCAAGCAGCCCGGUACGUCAAGAUGUUGCUGGCGUAAAAUAUAAAUUAAAUUUUUAUAACAAAGUUAUUUUUAUUUCAUAAAACAACUAGUAUAUUCUUAUAACUUUAAUUCUGUUAUCAUAAUAUUUUUUCUAAGCAUUCAUUAUCGAAAAGAACUGCUGUAAUGAUAUUCUUCUAUAAUUUACUAAUGCGGCAUUUAUGUAUCCGGUAUCAGUAUAAUUUUUGAGUUAAUGCGAAUAUGAUCAAGUUUUUGCUUAUUUUCAGAUUUCAGCUGACGCACGAAACGUGUUUAUCUUUAUAUAAGAAUCAAAAAUAGUGAUCUAUACAAAUUAAAAUAUUUUUCAAGCCCUUCAUGUUUGAAAAAUCCGAUACGUAUACAUUUAAGAUCAUGAUAGCGGAUUUAAACAUUAAUUCGUUUUUUCACGCUAGAUUCUUAUACAUACAUCCGUCGCAGACCUCCGAGCUCCGUUUUUGUCCCGUUACAUUCUUUGGCAUUCUGUUAAACGCAAUAGAACAGCUCUAGUUAGGGUUUCGUAUUGCGUACGCCUUCUUUACGAAGAAAAACGAGGAAACUGCAAAAAAUCCAGCAACGGCCGAUAGAAAUAAGGUUACUCACUCUAGGCAGAGUUCUCAAGAAAUCGUGAAUGGGGUGAUGAUAGGCAAUGAAGCGUACAAAGUCAAAAAGUAUGUAUAUGCAUGCAAUAUUAUUGUAUUACUGGCUACAUUUUCAGGAUUUUCAAAAUUGCUUAUACCAGUGUAAUCAACAAAAGCAAGAAUCGCGAGCACAAUGGCAACGAAAUUUCGCUCUCGCGGCGGCAGUGAAGGUCGAUACGUCGAACGUGACAUGAUACUCGAUGCGCAUGACUUUGUCCGCGUGGGUGAAGGACCACGACAAUGAGCUUGAAAGGAUGGGUCACAUACGCACAUCGUUGGAAAUAGAAGAGUAGUCAUCGCGAAGACACCAACAACUGAUUAAUUUUCUGCAAAAAAUGAAAACUGAAACGCAGUCAACGUUUGUACAUAGAUAUGGUAUUGUAUUGUAUAAGGCAACCGCGAGUACAAACUUUAACGAGCUAUUGUAAAGUCGAACAAGUACACGUCUAUACCUCGUAGUCGCAAAGUCCAUUCACACUACUGUGCCCAUCAAAUAAAUCUUGAUCCUUGAAUGGAUGCAUCACACAGUAGUGUCAUUAUAUGGCGCAUGUGCGCAUGGCCGAUGCCAAUCAACCACGAUCGCACACACAUAAAUGUAUUAUACAUGUACUCUGUAUACAAUAUAUCUGUAUAUAGGAAUCGAGGAGCUGCUGGCUCGCGACGGGCACCCAAAAGGAAUUAUGUAAAUUAGACGAAUGCCGAUGGCUGUGUGUUGUAUAUAGUUGCUCGCGGCAUCAGUGACGGCGUGGGGCGUGCGGACCGCUAACUUUGAGGUCUCUUUUGCUCCUUCUCUCUCUCUCUCUCUCUCUCUCUCUCUCUCUCUCUCUCUCUCCUCUGUCUUUCGCCUCUCUCGGCGUCUACGGUCAGCUCCUCCUACGUUUAUAUUAUAUACUCGCCGCCGGGGGGCUCCUCGAGGAGAGUUUUACGAGUCGCGCCGGCGCGACCGCAGCACGAAAAUUUUCGCGGCUUAGUCUGACUUUGACCUUCGGAAACGUCGCGAUAUAUACUCACUCCUCGAGUCGCUAGAUUGAUGUUAUAUGUACCAGGAAAGAUCAAUGUUUUUAAUGAUCCGUCGUUUUUUCUUCCUAUAUCUUCCGAUCGUUUCGCUAUAACUGGUAUAUCGGAUAAUUUCAAGGAUCGCAUAUGUUUAUUAGUCGCGCGGAUGCUUUGAGCGAGUGCGGAAUAUUUUGUGGAUUAGAUAUUACAUGUGCUGUUUUUUUUUGUUGACGGGCGGAGAUAUACGACGUGGUAUUAUAGAUGUGUGGAGAGUAUAUAUUUGGUAAUGAUCUAGUCCGGGAAGUUGUUUUUGAAUUUCCCGCGGUCAUCGACGUUUCGAGGCAUUAUCCAUAUUAAUGAUUCGAUCGAGAAGACUGUGUACACAAGGCGUAGCACGUAGUGGACUGGUUUUUUUCCUGAAAGAAAAUACGAAUAUUAUUGAAUGGAAACUGCGAUGAUGUCAGUGACGAAAUAACAAAAGCACAUCAGAUCGAGCUCGUGAGUGUUAAAAGUUUGCUAGCCAUGCGUAACAGUAUAAUCAAAACUGUCAAACGGGAUACGUUACUGUUAUUUUUGCAUAAAUAAAUUCGACACGUCAAGGCACUGUACGAACAAUUUUAACAGAAGGACAUUCCUUCACAGGUAACACACAAGCACGAAAAUUCAAUCACGUUUACGGUUCUUCAACUUCCAUUUCACGCAGUGCAGCAAAAAGUGAAUCUUCGUAAAACUUUAUCGCUCCCUGCAGCACUCGCCGCGCACGAAUUAACAUCCGCGCGAUAACGACCGAAAUUCAGCACUGACUUCGUGCACCGCAGACAAAGCAGCGAGAGGACCGAAUAAGAAGAAAAAAAAGAAGACCAGCACAAAAACAGGACGCACAAAGGAGACGGCAUUCCUUUGGGAGAACAAACAGUGAUGAAGCAAAGAUCGCGAA